This is a messenger RNA of Anopheles marshallii, 5367 nucleotides long. RefSeq lists its product as uncharacterized. The coding region runs from base 1 to 5367 and encodes 1788 amino acids. The record is from RefSeq and is a predicted model, not a curated record. Lineage: Eukaryota; Metazoa; Arthropoda; Insecta; Diptera; Culicidae. The transcript has 7 exons.
AUGAUCGUCAACAAAGUGGAAUCGAACAAAUUGAUGACGGACGUGCGCGGCAGAAGCAACCGGAUGAACAAUAGUGAGAACGGCCUAGAAGGCGCCUGCGAUGGUGAUGAAGCAGAAUAUGUCCCACCGGAAAUACCUGCUUCCUCCACAUCGUCGUUAAGAUGUCCAACCGACUGGAUGGAAGUGGACAGUUUGAGAGAUAUUUUCGAUACGGCAAUUCAGUCGAACGUGGACGCCGUACCGGAAGCUGCAGGGUCCAACGAUGGAGAUAUCGAACCAUCGCUGUUUGCAAGCGGAAGCAACUCGCUCGAUUACACACCGGCUCCAUCCACACCGGUGCGAGUUUCCCGACCAAAUCGAGAGUUUUCCCAUGCCAUCCAGAACGCUCUUGCGGAGGAAUCCCCCUACAUGUAUGAUACGAACGGUGGAGAGCCUAGCUAUUCAUCGGCGACGAAUCGCCGAUCAUCCGCAGCAGUUGAUCCGCCAAUAGCACCAAUUCCUAUUAUGCCCAUUCCACCGGCCGCCGUGUUUCCUUCGGCAUCUUCAUCUCUACCGUCCCGUACCCGUGUGCGUUAUGACUAUUCAAAGCACAAUCAAGUAGGCUUUGGUUCGAUGUACCGGCAGUACCCCCAGCACCAUCAUUCCAGCGGCAGCAGCAGUUCAUCGUCGGGAACAUUUGGGGCGCAUGCGAGUCAUGGUGGACGUACGUUUGCCAAUGAUACACCCGUGCCAAAUCAACACCCCUACCAGGUGCACUAUCGCCAUCAGGGCACAUCAUCAUCGUCAUCGGAAUCGCUCGGUUACACUACUAACGAGAACGCCGACAUGCCACCGAGGGCGACUAGCGGCGAGGUAAGACGCGCUCGCAAACGAUACAUCGACGGUGAUAAUGCGGAGCGGUGGCAGAACAGCCGCUGGAACCGAGCCACCGUAUGGUCUAUGGCACAGUUUGAGGAACAGAUGGCAAGAGAAGCAGCUCAGCCACAAACUGCAUCUUGUCCUGGGGUGACAAAGCUCGAACCAAACACCCAAGGCACAUCCACCGCAGUGGUCAAUGGGAAUGGGGCUACGGUUAAAACUGAACCUGAAUCAGCAACACCAGUCCACCAUGAGAUUCGGUGCCGGACACCUCCCACUCCGACAAGGGAUGAACCACCGAUUCCAAUAUUUUCAACACUGUUUAAAGUUGAACCGCUGGAAACGGGGACAAGUGCUGAUGAUACGCCAGCGACAAUACCACCAGAACCUACCGACACAGUCGGUUCUUCUAGCGUGUUUGGACGGGUGCAGGAACAACCGAACGUUCGUCCACAAGCGUCCACUAAUCACCCUGCGGUGAAGCAAGAAACUGCAGACUGCUUUUGUCAGGCAUGUGUACAUUACAGCACGCCAGUAAAGCGAGAAUGUUAUUCGUGUGCUCCACCUGCUCCACAAGCGCCCAUCGUUGCCCCUUCUACCUCUGCUGGUGAACAAUCGGCCGAAACGUCGAUGCCGGAGUCGAAACACACAGUCGUUAAAGUGGAACCAUCGGAAGAUCAAACGAACCCACCGCCUGCUCAUUCUUUCCUUCCUAAUGAGAUUGGUGUGAUUGUGAAACAGGAACCCGAAGCAUCUUCCGCAUCGAAAUGCUGUAACAAUGCUGUCCCGACAGAAGCAGAUGUACCGAUGAAACUGACUCCAAUAGAUACAGCCGCUGAACAAACGAUAACAUCCGCGCAUUCGGAAGAACCGACAGUAAACGGUGCAGAGUCGGUAGUUGAAUCGGCCCGGCUGGAUCUGACCAACAAUGCGUCCAAACUCAAUGAAACGACUGUCGCAUUGUCGCAAUCGUGCCUUUCGGAUUCUAGUUCUUCUGGUACGGUAGGUACUAACGCAAGUACUGGAGCGCAACGGGGAGAUUCCUCGUCGAAUGGAUUGAUGGAAGAAUCAGCGUCAAUGCCGGGACCUAGCGGGUUGAACCGGAUUGGAAGAAACAGCCGAUCCUUUAUGCGUCGUCCAACGUUUGUUAACAGUCGGUUAAAUAGACGAAGAAAUUACCUUCCGUACUACAGUGAUGAUGAUGACGACGAGGACGAUGAAGACGACGAUGAUGACGAUGAUAUAGAUGAUGAUACAGACGAUGUUGCUAUCACUCAUAGCUCCACCAGCUGUAUCAAAAAUGAAGCGGAUGAAGACGUUAUCCUUGUGGAGGACGAUGGCAACGGGAGGAACGACGAAAAAUGCUCAGUGGACGCGGUACAAUCGCAAGCCAAACCAUCCGUUCCGAAGCCGGCAACGGAUCAACCGUCGGUUUCGACCAAUAGCAAUGGGUCGGACAUAACGCCGAUAGUUUCAACGGCAGCCAAAACGGAAGAAACCCCAAAAGUCUCAUCCAGCGGUGGUAGAUUGUUCGGUUCCGAUGCACUCGAUCCACAUCCGGAUUUGCAGCUAGAUUGGAUUACGGAUUCGAGCAGCAUCAGCAUUAGCGAUGACAAUGAAGACAUGGUUAUGCUGAUUCGAUUGGACGGUGGUUCGUCUGCUGCUGCUAGUAGCACCAGCGCGGCACCGGGCUCUAGUACCACGAACCAUAGCACACCCGGGCCAAGAAGGCAGCGUCGUACCAGGAGCCGACAGCCGGCGACUCGUGGCGAACCGAUCGAUUUAACGAACGAUUCGGACGAUGAUACCGAUCUGGAGGUACGGUCAAUGUCGGAACACUACCCGUCCCUAACAUCCCGCCACGAGUUCGCUCAGCGGCAUGUCGUCGGUUUAGGGCGAAUCCACCCGGAGCGAAACGAUUCGUCCGCUAUGAGACGGUACCUAGUGCACACGCUACUGCCGCACAUUAAUGCCGAACGAAGCAACAGAUCGAGUGAUUUUUUCCCACUUCAUUCGAUGUAUUCGCGUGAUCUUGAGUUCCUGUCGGGUGGAUCAUCGGGUCGUUUGUUCAACGCGAGCAAUAUGCGCACGGAUACACCUCCACCACCACCACCACCCCGUUCGUACCGUAGCUACACACCACCACCGCCUCCUUUUGCACACCGGUCCUGCCGGGAGAGUACUAGUCCCGGCCGGCACGAAAGAUGUGCGCUGUCGAUGAACAACACGCCCCCACAUGCGUCGCACCCAAUGCGACCGGGAACUCUCGGUCAUAAUCGUUUUCAACUUUAUACGCGGGUACGGAAUGCUGUCCGCCGUUUUAACGUGCCUUAUCAUGGGUGUGGUACGCAUCAUCGCACCGGUCGAGACUAUCGCAGGGCGCGCUGCCCGGCACCGUACCGUUCGGCGAACGAGACCGUUGCCGAGCGACCGGGACUGCUCGGUUCAAUGCGUCCACUGCCCGUGCACGGUGCGCGCAACGUGCAUACACAUGCGCCUGGCUGCACGGUUUGCCAGCAUCGAUCCCGCGGUCGUCAAAGCUCACCCGCCCUGCAAACGAUCUCUCCUUCGCCGCUGCUUUCUACCUCAUACUCUCCCGCAUCGCGCUCGAUCGAUACCGGCAACGUGAACGGUGAUGCAGCGGCGGAAGUUCCCGACGUGCCACCCGAUGUUGUGGUUGAUCUCGUCGCAUCGAACGAGGAGGAAGAAGACCCGUACGGUAUGCCGCACUGUGAUCGUGCGGAUGUGCUGGUGCCAUCACCCGGUGGCGAGGGUGCUGCUAGCGUUUCGGCCGGCGCUGCGUACGGUACAACUGCCGCCGGUGCUGUAAUCGACAACACGUCGCUCGGUAGCUUUGCCGGGUGCAGCAGUAAUCGCAAUGCGAAUUACACGUCCAACUACAUAUGGCAAAAUCCGGCAAGAUCCGGCUACGAACCACCGUUGCUAAGAAGGCGCGAUAAUGCUGCUCCGUCCGCCGUCAUCACCGUGAGCGAUAGUCCGAUUGAUUAUUCUGCCUCCACAACUCCGUCCCCGCAGCAGCCAGUCGUCGCGCCGGCACCGGACGGUACGGCACAGCCCGCGGCAGGAACGUCUACAAUCGGACGACAGCAGCAGCGUAUCAAUGAUCACAACAAUAAUAAUGCUCCGUCUGCAGCGACGAGACCACCGCCAACGGACGGCCGGGAUCUCAGGGCAGCAUUCGACGGCAUAGUCCCGGAUGUUGCCUGGGGUCCCUCCGCAUCGCUCGACGCACGUGUUCCUUUACCGCCGGCCUCGGUAUCACCGCCACCCUACGGCAGCUCGCGUUACACCACCGAUUGGCGACGGUACGAGCCACCGACCAUUUUCAGCGGCCUCGGCACGAACCGUUUGCGGUCGCAGCGGCUGCCAUAUGCGCCCCACGAAUCGCUCUGGAUGCGGCAGCAUCAAGCGUUGGAAACGCAACGGCGCAUGAUGACGGUCGUGAAUGCGAAUGAUGUCGCUUCGCCACCGCUCCAUCCUUUAACGGCCGGUGGUGGGGGUGGACCACCACCACCAUCGUUUGCUAGCUACGCGGCCCGAAACGGACAGUACGACUCGAUGUACCAGUACGGACCCCCGACUUCGAGCACAGCAGCUACCCACGGUUCGUCCGCUUCUUCGUCCUCCUCUUCAUCCUCGUCCGGUUCGAACGUUGCCCAGGCAAAUGCUUCCUCUUCCGCCUCGAUUGGCUGUUCUCGGCAUUAUAUGCUGUAUCGCCAUCACCACCAUCAUCAUCAUCAUCAUCCCGUUGGUGGUGGUCAGUUGGCUGGAUCCUCUGCAUCCGGUUCCAGUACGGGUGCGGUUCGUGGACAACCACCGCCUCCACCGACCUCGGCAACUGCUAGCGGUGGUGGUGGUAGCGGUGCUGAUGGUGAGGACUACGUGCGCCUUCCGACGUCCAUGCGCAGUACCGUCAUUUUGCCAUACCAUCGCUACCUAGCGAAUCUGCACACACCCAAUCCCCGGAAUAAUCCUCCACCGGUAGCUGACCACGGGUUAAAUCUUCGUGUACAACGGCCGGUUCGGCGUGUUGCAAACGAGCAGAACUAUGUCUUCCGUCGAAACGAUCACCAGCACGUGCAUCACCACAUGUACCAUCACAUACCUUCGCAGAGUAACUUCCUGGGUAGUCAUCCGGAGAUUCAGUUCAGCAUAGGGCUGCGACCGAGCUUACUGUCCAGCCUGAAUCGGUUUGUGCGCGUUAUGGAAGAUUCCUGCACGAGUCGUGGAGCAACACAGGAAAUGAUUGAAACGCACACGUUCCCGCACAAGUACAAACGGUUACGGCGCGUUAGCGAGACGGAUGAGGAUAGCGAAAAGUGUACGAUCUGUCUGUCGCAGUUCGAAAUCGACAACGAUGUUAGACGACUGCCGUGCAUGCACCUGUUCCACAAGGACUGUGUCGACCAGUGGCUGGUAACCAACAAGCACUGCCCCAUCUGCCGCGUCGACAUUGAGGUGAAGUUCAACAAGGACUACAGCAUUUGA